Messenger RNA from Eruca vesicaria subsp. sativa (arugula), 4069 nucleotides. The record is from the annotation of a GenBank genome assembly. Lineage: Eukaryota; Viridiplantae; Streptophyta; Magnoliopsida; Brassicales; Brassicaceae.
AGCUCUUCAUUUACGCAAGAUCAAAAAGAAAAAACUUGCUGGAAUAAAAUCACGUUUUUCUUUCUAUUUUCUGGGUGAACUGGUCGUGCUAAAAAAGGUUACCUCUCUAUUCCGACCAUCUCUGCAACAUCGUACUUGAGCAGAAAAACUAUCUCAGUCACAGUCAUAAUCGUCUCUGUCAAACUUAGAUUACAAGCUCUCUACUUUGCGAAGGUCUUGAGGAACUGAGCACCGUAAAUGAAUCAGAACAAGUCAGAAGAAGAUUCUUACUCCUUUGAGUAACAUCAAUCUCUAUAAGACUUGUUGGAUCGAAACCACUUGGUGUGGAAAUGAAGCAUACAUGGUUGUUAUCGUUGAUCCUCUGUUUCUCCGCAACUUUUCUAGUGAUGACCACUCAUGGAAAAAGACUAAUCAGCGAUGAAGAGACCUCCUACGAAACUUCUCUGUUAAUGUCCUUCAAGCAAACCUCUGUCAAGUCUGAUCCCAACAACAUCCUCCGUAACUGGAAACAGGGUCGUGGCUCCUGCUCCUGGCGAGGCGUUUCUUGCUCUGACUACGGUAGAGUCAUCGGAUUAGACCUCAGUAACGGCGGAAUCACCGGAACCCUAAACCUAGUUAACCUCACUGCUUUGCCUAGCCUCCAGAAUCUUUACCUACAAGGAAACGACUUCUCUUCCUCAGGAGAUUCCUCUGUCUCUGCUUCAUCCUCCUCAGGUUGUUAUCUUCAAAAUCUUGAUCUGUCUUCGAACUCUAUCUCACACUAUUCAAUCGUCGAUUACGUCUUCUCAACAUGUUCGAAUCUCGUUUCGGUGAAUUUCUCGAACAACAAACUCACCGGAAAAUUAAGCUCUGUUCCCUCGUCUAAAACAUUAACGACCGUUGAUCUCUCAUACAACAUCUUAUCCGAAUCCAUCCCGGAGAGUUUCAUCGUUGCCUCGCUGAAACAUCUCGACCUAACUCACAACAACUUCUCCGAUCUCAACUUCGGCUUCUGCGGUAACCUCACCUUCCUCAGUCUCUCACAAAACAACAUCUCCAACGACAACUUCCCAAUUUCUCUAACCAACUGUACACUCCUCGAGACGUUGAACAUCUCUCGGAACAACCUCGCCGGAAAAAUCCCCGGCGGAGAAUACUGGGGAAGUUUCCAGAAUCUCAAGCAUCUCUCUCUAGCACACAACCGUUUCUCCGGCGAAAUCCCGCCGGAGAUUUCUCGACUCUGCAGAACGCUAGAGACUCUCGACCUCUCCGGAAACUCUCUCACCGGGGAGCUUCCUCCACCGUUCACGGCCUGCGUCUCGUUACAGAUCCUAAACCUCGGUAACAACUUCCUCUCCGGAGAGUUCUUGACCACCGUCGUGAGUAAAGUCACGGGGAUCGUGUAUCUGUCCGUUGCUUUCAACAACAUCUCAGGCUCUGUUCCGAGCUCACUCACAAACUGUACAAACCUACGUGUUCUUGACCUAAGCUCGAAUGGUUUCACCGGAAACGUACCUUCUGGUUUCUGCUCUUCGCCGGUUCUUGAAAAGCUUCUCAUGGCUAACAACUACCUCUCGGGAACAGUUCCUAUGGAGCUUGGCAAGUGCAAGAGUUUAAAGACUCUCGAUCUCAGCUUCAACGCUCUCACGGGACCCAUUCCGAAUGAGGUAUGGAUGUUACCGAACCUCUCUGAUUUGGUCAUGUGGGCGAAUAAUCUCACGGGAGGAAUCCCGGAAGGUGUUUGUGUCAAAGGAGGGAACUUAGAGACUCUCAUCCUCAACAACAAUCUCUUAACCGGUUCAAUCCCGGACUCAAUCUCCAAAUGCACCAACAUGAUCUGGAUCUCUCUGUCAAGCAACCGCUUAACCGGGACCAUCCCUAGCGGAAUCGGUGAUCUUACCAAACUAGCAAUCUUGCAGCUGGGGAAUAACUCCUUGUCUGGUUACGUUCCACCUCAGCUUGGGAACUGCAAGAGCCUCAUCUGGCUUGAUCUCAACAGCAAUAAUUUAACCGGGGCACUCCCUGGCGAGUUAGCUAGCCAGGCCGGGCUUGUGAUGCCAGGGAGUGUUUCGGGUAAACAGUUUGCGUUUGUGAGAAACGAAGGCGGUACUGAUUGUAGAGGUGCAGGUGGAUUAGUUGAGUUUGAAGACAUUCGUGCUGAACGGUUAGAGCGGUUUCCGAUGGUUCAUUCGUGUCCCCGGACGCGGAUAUACUCAGGCAUGACAAUGUAUACUUUCACUGCAAAUGGAAGCAUGAUCUACUUCGACGUCUCUUACAACUCUGUUUCGGGCUUUAUACCUCCAAGUUAUGGUAACAUGGGGUACCUCCAGGUCUUGAAUUUGGGACAUAACCGGUUAACCGGAACCAUACCGGACAGUCUUGGAGGAUUGAAAGCUAUUGGUGUUCUUGAUCUCUCUCACAACGAUCUUCAAGGGUACAUCCCCGGAUCGCUUGGCUCGCUUUCUUUCCUAAGCGAUCUUGAUGUCUCAAACAACAACCUCACCGGUCCAAUCCCAUUUGGUGGUCAGCUUACAACGUUCCCUGUCACAAGAUACGCAAACAACUCUGGCCUCUGCGGCGUUCCUUUGCGUCCCUGCGGGUCUGCUCCUCGGCGGCCCGCUACAUCCCAAGUCCACCCCAAGAAGCAGGCUGUUGCAACCGCUGUGAUAGCUGGUAUCGCGUUUUCCUUCAUGUGCCUUGUGAUGCUAAUCACGGCGCUUUACAGGGCGUGGAAAGUUCAGAAGAAGGAGCAGAAGAGGGAGAAGUUCAUUGAGAGCCUUCCCACUUCAGGAAGCUGCAGCUGGAAGCUCUCUAGCGUCCCUGAACCGCUUAGCAUCAACGUUGCCACCUUCGAAAAACCGCUGAGAAAGCUCACUUUCGCGCAUCUUCUUGAAGCCACAAACGGGUUUAGCGCAGAGACUAUGAUCGGUUCUGGUGGGUUUGGAGAAGUCUACAAGGCUCAGCUCAAAGACGGGUCAACCGUAGCCAUCAAGAAGCUGAUCCGAAUCACGGGGCAAGGCGAUAGAGAGUUCAUGGCAGAGAUGGAAACAAUCGGUAAAAUCAAACACAGAAACUUGGUUCCUCUUUUGGGAUACUGCAAGAUCGGUGAAGAGAGGCUUCUCGUCUAUGAGUACAUGAAAUGGGGAAGCUUAGAGACUGUUCUUCACGAGGUAUCAAGAAAAGGAGGUGUGUUUCUAAACUGGGCCGCGAGGAAGAAGAUCGCGGUUGGAGCUGCUAGAGGUCUAGCGUUUCUACACCACAGCUGCAUUCCUCACAUAAUACACAGAGACAUGAAGUCUAGCAACGUUCUUCUCGACGAGAACUUUGAAGCACGUGUCUCUGACUUCGGUAUGGCGAGGCUAGUUAGCGCUCUAGACACGCAUCUGAGCGUUAGCACGCUCGCGGGCACUCCAGGGUACGUGCCGCCUGAGUAUUACCAGAGUUUCAGGUGUACGGCUAAAGGGGAUGUUUAUAGCUACGGAGUGAUACUUCUUGAGCUUCUCUCUGGUAAGAAACCGAUCGAUCCGGGGGAGUUUGGAGAAGACAAUAACCUUGUCGGGUGGGCGAAACAGCUGUACAGAGAGAAAAGAGGGAUUGAGAUUCUCGACCAGGAGCUUGUGACAGAGAAAUCAGGAGAUGUUGAGCUGUUUCAUUAUUUGAAGAUCGCGUCUCAGUGUUUGGACGAUCGACCGUUUAAGCGGCCGACAAUGAUACAAGUGAUGGCCAUGUUCAAAGAGCUUAAGGCUGAUACAGAGGAAGACGAUAGUCUUGAUGAGUUUUCGCUCAAGGAAACUCCAUUGGUGGAAGAGUCACGAGAUAAGGAGCCUUAAGGUAGAUUAAUCGAGCUGCUAUGUUCUAAAUUUUGGUGUCAGUGUGUAUAUAACAGAAAAAGCUGGAGAGAAAAGGUUAGAUCGAGAAGAAGAUGAUGACUUCAGUUGCUUCUGGUUGUUAAGCUUGUGAUUUUCGCUUGGAGGCUUUUUUUUUUCUUCUGUUGUCAUUGGCCACCUUGUUAAGCACGGUAAGAGAAAGUUCCUCACUUUGAACUUUUGUAAGUUUCUACUUUAUAAAUCGACUAGAUUUUAAUCUACGC